CAGUCGUAUGCGUUUAUUGAUUUGUGGCAUUAGGUCAUUCGGUGCGUCCACGGCCACUCACUUCAUUGGGCUGUGGCUUGCUGCAGCAAAUGGUCGUUCCAGAGCUUGCAAAACCCUUCUUACAUUGGAUUAUACUUCAUACUACUCAUUGAUACGCCUGGGGCACCUUCAGGGGCUGGCUGAAAAAGAAGUGGCCCAACCGUGUAGGCCAGCACUUCAACUAUGCUAGUUUAGUAAGUUUAUCAGUUAUUACUGCCACUUGAGGCCGCUGUGGCGCUGCCCGGCGGUCAAAAAGCGGCAAGGAAACAACAAAAUGGACCGGAGGGAGGGCCGAGCGGCCGGCGCUAAUGCCAGCAAAGGCUAUGACAUGCCGGCGAGCCCUUACAUUACUGGAAUUGCCGAACAGGCUCAACACAUUCAGUCGCUUCAGGAGCGCAUCUCGGAGCUGGAGGAGGCGCUGAAGCGCGAGCGCCACCGCGCGGACCUGUGUGAGCAGCAGCUGGAGCAAUGCAUGGCGGCAGCACAGCAGCACGCCGCCGCCGCAGCCGUGCAACAACAGCUGCUGGCGGCGGCGGCCGCUGGCGCAGACAUCGGCUCCGCCGCCGCCUCGGCGGCCGUCGUCGGCGGCGCCGGCGUGCUUGCGCCGCCGCAGCACCUGCAGCAGCUGCGCAUCGCAUCCACCACCAGCGGCAUCGAAAGCGGCGGCGGCGGUGGCGGCCCAACGUCGACAUCGGCUUCCGCUUCCUUGUCCGGCGCGGCGGCAGGGGCGGGCGCAGGGCCAAGCAGUGUGGGGUCGGGAAUGCGCACGCCCACCUCCUCGGCGGCGGGGGCGGCUGCUGCGACCGCGACGUUAUUGUCGUCGUCUCCGCGCUUUGCCGGCGCCGUGCCACACCCAAGCUUCACUGGGGCCCAGGCGGGCGGCAGCGGUACCGCUGGCGGGGCAGCGCGCAGCGCUGCAAGCAUGUCCAAAGGGGCGGCAGGCGCCAGUGCUGGUGCCGGCGCCGGCACAGCCGGGCCGCUGGCGGUGGCGGCGGAGGGCGCGGCGGCGGCGGCGGCGGCAGAUAGGGGCUCGCCGGCGGGCUGGCUGCCGCAGGGCCCUGUCGACGUGAAUGCGGUGGCGACGUCGUCGUCGCUGUUACAUCGGGUGACGUCGUCGCCGUCGUUGCGAUCAUUCGCGCUGGGGCCGGUGCCUAAUGCCGGGCCGUCACGGUCGCGGCUGCUGCCGAAUGGGCCCGCGGCGGGCUCGCCAUCAACGGCGGGGCCAGCGGGGGACGAGAGCUCGUUAGCAGCCGAGCAGGAGCACACGGCGUCAGCGGCUGGGGCUGCGGACAGCGAGGCGGGUGCCAGCAUCAGCACGGCCACGGCUGCGGGUUUUGCAGUGGCUCAGGACGGGACGGCACCGGCGGCGGCGCUGGCGUUCGCGGCUGAUGCCGUCGCACCGGCAGGGUCGCGCCUGGCCCAAUCGUCAGCGCUCAGCUCCUCGCUGGCAGCGGGAGCGGCGGCGCUGGGGCUAGAUGCGAUCUUUGGUGAGCACACUGGUGCCUCGCCGUCCGGGCCGUACAGCCACGCGAUUGCAGUCGAGCUCUUGAGCACGGGCGACACUGCCGCCACCGUCGACGCAGUAACAGCAACAGCAACAGCAGGAGAAGGGCGGGACGGCAGUGAAGGCGGCUACGCCGCCGCCGCCGCCUCGGGCCUGCCGUCGGCGCGCCGCUGCGUGGGCUGCACCAGCCCCGAUUGCAGCGCAGCCACCGCCUCAGUGGCGGCCCUGGCGGCGGCCGCCACGGCCGCCACGGAGGCUGACAGCUCAGCGUACGACAGCGGUGCAGUGGCGUUGCCGUACGGCGACGGCGAGUACGUCACCAUCACGAGGCGUGAGUACGAACUGCUGUUGCUCAAAGACAAGGCCAUGGAUGUGCUACAGGAGGGCAUCACCAUCGCUGACUGCUCGCUGCCCGACAUGCCGCUCAUCUACGCCAACGCCGGCUUUGUGCGCACCACCGGCUACAGCGCGGCCUACGUGCUGGGCAAGAACUGCAGGUUCCUGCAGGGCGAGGGCACGGACAGCCAGCCAGUGCUGGACCUCAAGAAAGCCAUCAGCGAGGGCAAGAGCUGCGUGGUGCAGCUGCUCAACUACAAGAAGAAUGGCGACCCGUUUGUCAACUACCUGUCGCUCACGCCCAUCCACGACGCCGCCACGGGCCGCCUGACGCACUACGUGGGCGUGCAGUCCGACAUCACCGAGCUCGUCAACCACAAGAAGGCCGAGCUGGCGGCAAAGCACGCCGCUCUGCAGGCUGCGGUUGCGACGGAGGCCAAGUCGCAGUUCCUGGCGCGCAUGAGUCACGAGAUCCGCACGCCGCUGAACGGCAUGAUCGCGGUGGGGCAGCUGCUGGCGGAAACCAGCUUGACGCCGGCACAGUGGGACCUGGUCAACACCAUCCGCUGCAGUGGCGAGACGUUGCUUACGCUCAUCACAGACAUCCUGGACUUCUCCCGCAUUGAGGCCAACAAGAUGGUGCUGCACAACGCCGUGUUCAAACUGGACACCGUCAUUGAGGCCGCCAUGGAGAUAGCGGGGCUCAAGGCGGCGCAGCGUCGGCUGCAGGUUGCGUACCACGUGGCUGAGAACAUGCCGCGGAUGCUGUACGGCGACGCCCAGCGGCUGCAACAGAUCCUGCUCAACAUCCUCAACAACGGCAUCAAGUUCACGGAGGAGGGAGAGCUGCUGCUGGAGGUGUGGGCGGAGGGCGUGUUCCCGCCCUACGCCGGCUCCGCCGCCGCCGCCGCGGCGGCGGUGCCCGCCGCCGCCACCACCGCGGCCGCGACAGCGGGCGCUGCCGCAGCGUCGCCGCCAGGCGCCUCCGCCGCGCCGGCAGAGGCCGGCACCGGCGCCGACACCGCGGCCGCCACGGCCGCGGCGCCUACUGCUCCCGUGGCGGCAGCAGUCGUGCCGCCGGCGCCGAACGGCCCCGAGGCGGACUGGCCGCUCAUGGUCAUCCGCUUCAGCGUGCGCGACACGGGCAUCGGCAUCGCGCCCGCGGACCUGGGCCGCUUGUUCAACUCGUUCACGCAGGUGGACGCCUCGCACACGCGCCGCUACGGCGGCAGCGGCCUGGGACUCGCCAUCAGCCGCAAGCUGUGUGAGGCCAUGGGCGGGCAGAUGUGGGUGGAGUCGGAGGGACUCAAUCGGGGCAGCACCUUCUCGUGGACCAUCACCUGCCGACUGCCGCAGUCUGGCGGCUCCAAGCGCCGCGGGCGGCGCUCCUCGCUCGUGUGCGUGUCGCGGCCGCCGCUGGGCGGCAUGGGCGGCGCCGUCACCACCGCAGGAUACCUCGGGUACGGCAGCGGCGGCAGCGGCCCCGGCUCCGCCGCCGGCCCGGGCUCCGCCAGCGGCGUCGGCGCCGUCGCGUCGCCGCGUGCCGCCACUGUGGCUGGCAUUGUCGGCGGCUGGGGCGCCGCCGCUGGCGGCGCUGGCGGCACCAGCUCGGUUGCGGCAGCGCUGGCGGCGGCCAUUGGGGUGGGCGCCGCUGGCAGCGCAGCUGUGGGCCCACAGAGCCAUCUAGCUACCGCGGGGGGGGCGCAGGGUCCGCGCGCGCACAGUGGCGGCUCGGCGUGGGUCUCGGCGGCGGCGGCACCGCCGUCGUCUUCAUCCAGCGUUGUGCCGUUCUCUGGCGCCGCGGUGCUGGAGGAAGGGGCCCUCGUUGCGGCAGAGGCGCCCGCGCGCGCGGCCAUGGAGCCCUCAGCGGAGAAGCUGCUUCCCAGCAGCGGCGGCGCAAACAGCAACAUCGCAAUCGCCGGCCCUUCCAGCAUCAGUGCGAGCCAGGUCAGCGGCGACGGCCUGUUUGCUGCUGCAGCCGCCGCUCCCCCUGGUCCGGCGGCGACCGCCGGGCUCAUCCAGGGCGCCGCCGGCUCUGUUCCAAUGGCGCCGCCGCCGUGGACCUGGUCCACUGGCGGCCAAUCGCACGGCUCCGCUGCCUCGGGCGGUGUCGGCGGCGUCGGCGCCAACAGCUUUGGCCGCGAGCGCGCCAGCGCCACCGGUGCGCUUGGAGGGCCAGUUGCGGCGGCGGCGGCGGCGGCAGCCGCGGCCGCGGCCGCUGGCGGCGCCGGAGGCGCCGCCGGAGGUGACGGUGGCGGCCGUGGUGGCAGCCUGUAUGAGGGGCUGUCGCAGUAUGGGUUCACUGCCUCGGCGUCAGCGUCGGUGGCGGCGGCGCUGACUGGCGGCGGUGAUCCCAACACGUCGCUGCCGUUGCUGCGCGGCAAGAAGGUCCUCCUGGUGGAGCCGUGUGAGAUGGUGCGGCAGGUGCUGAUGCUGGCGCUGACGUCCUGGGGCUGCCGCGUGUGUGCGGUGAUCAGCCCCGCGGACGCCAUUGCCAAGCUGCUACGCUGCGGCACGCUGGCGGAGGCGCACGCGCCCACAACCAAGCCAUCGCCGCCGCACAGGCCCUGCAUGCGGCUUCGGCACACCGGCUCCGACCCCUCACUCAGCACCUCGCUGUACGACACCCCGGGGCCGUACGACUGCGUCAUCCUGGACAUGCAGGCCACCUGCCUGCUACGCGCGCUCACGCGCUGCGACGACCGCGAGGCCCAGCGACUCGUGUUCCUGGGCUGGCCGGGGCAGAACGAGCCGGAGGACGAGGAGGAGGAGUACGAGGGCGAAGACCAGGAGGAGGACGAGGAGGAGGAGGAGGGGGCCCGCGGCGGGAGCGAGGGAGCGGCGGGACCGCAGGGCGAGGAGGAGGCUGGGCCGCCGCCGCGGCGGAGCCUGCCUGGGAGCGGGGCGCGGGUGUCGCACGACGCAUCCGCUCUCACGGCGGGCGGCAUGGCUGGAGGCUCGGGAGCGGGCGGCGUUUCGUCCUCGCCGUAUGAUUUUGUGGAGGCGCUCCCCGCUGACGUGACGGCUCGGCCGCCGCGCGCGGUGACGGAGGAGAUGUCGAAGACGCAGAACCGGCAGCUGGGCUACGUGACUGUGACGCGGCCGGUGCGGCAGGGGCGACUCAAGCUGGCGCUGGAGGAGGUGCUCAUGAUGCAGCUGGACGGCGGCGUGGCGGCGCACCACCAGGGCUACUGGAGCGAUGAGGGCGAGGAGGACCCGGGCGCAGGGCUGCCGCGCCCGGCGAUUGCCGGCUCCGGCUGCGCGCCGGUGUUGCCGCCAGGUCCGGCGGCGCGCGGCGCCAGCUGUAGGUCCAUGGACCUAAGCGGCUUUGGCGAGGAGCUGAUGUUAUCGCCGUCGCCACCCGUGUCGGUUGCCACCUCCGCCACCACCGCCACCACCCUCGGAACCACUGGCACUGCUGCAUCACAACAGCAGCAGCAGCAGCAGCAGGCGGCUUCGGGGGCUGGGUUAGGGCACACGCACGGCGGCGCUCGGCAGGGCACGGUGACGGAGGGUGCUGCUGCGGCUUGGCUAACGGCAGAGGCCGGUCUUCAAUCCCACCACCAUCACCACCAUCAUCAACAACAACCGCACCACCACCAACAGCAGCAGCAGCCUGGCAACGUGCAGGGCGUGGGUCUGCCAAGUUCCGCGGCGUUGGCAUGGGUGCGCGGCAGCAGCUCCGGCAAACAACAGCCCAGCAGCAGCCCCACCUUUGCGGCGGUGUCGGCCAUUGCCCGGAGGCGAGACAGCUUCGACCCGCUUGGAGCGCUGGGCUCGCACGGGGGCGGCGGCAGCUAUUCGCACGCGGGCAGCGGGACGGGCAUGUCGCACACGCCGCACCACGGCUCGCUGGCGUCGUCGCUCAAGCCGGCGCUGGUGAAGAAGUCGGGCAGCAGCGCCGAGCUGGCAGACCUGAAGCCCGCGGCGGAGGGCGCGGCGGGCGGCCGUGUCCGCAUCCUGCUUGCGGAGGACAACGCCAUCAACAUGAAAGUGGCGCUGGGCAUCCUCAAGCGCACCCUGCCCGCCGCGGACGUGGUCACGGCGGAGAACGGCGUGCAGGCUCUGGACGCGGUGGCGGCUCGCCCCGGCGGCCUGGACUCAUUCGACGUGGUGUUGAUGGACCUGCACAUGCCCGUCAUGGGCGGGAUGGAGGCGGUGGCGCAGCUGCAGCAGCGGUACCCCAACAGGCACUGCCGUGUGGUGGCUGUGACGGCGGACGCGUUUGAGGACACGCGCGACAGCUGCCUGGCCGCGGGCUUUGACGGAUGGCUCACAAAGCCGUUCCGCGUGGAGGACCUGGUACGGGUGGUGGGGGAGCACUUGGUCGCGGCUCGCUCCGCAACCACGGCUGCGGCGGCGGCGGCGGCAGCAGCCGGCGCCGCAGGCGCCAGCGGCGCCGGCGCGCCAGGCGCCAGCGGCGGCACUGGCGGCAGCGCCACCACAUCAGCUUCGCAGGCUACGGGGAGCGGAAGGUGGUGAAUUCGAGUGCCCUAGCGGCGCAUGGCGGGUUCGGCACAGCCCGCAGCCGUGUGCGGGCGGAACUGCGGCCUGCCGUCACGAACUUGGAAGCUUAUUACCCAUAGCGACACGUUUUGCUUUUGUUCUGCCAUGCGCCAGUGUCGGCGCCCGCUUCCUCGCAAUUUUCACACCCAUCUUUUCACCAAUUUAUAUUCUUGUCAGUCUGGAGUGAGGUUAGCAAGGUUGAGUAUGUAGUGAGGUGUGGUGAGCGAGGCGUCGGGAUUUUGCUGCGAGAGAGAGUUAGAGCGCUAUCCAACGAUUCACGAGCCACCUUUGAGAGACUGCAAAGCAGUUACGGUUUAGGCCGGUGGAAGCGGUUGGAGGGGAGACCCUGCCGGUGUUGAUCAUGUGUCCCCCAAUGCUGCUGCUGACGCAGCUACUGAGGCAGGUGGCACCCGGCAUUGGAUGUGGUCGUUGGGGAUGUGGGGUCCCAAGCAUCGGUAUCGGUAUGCUGGACUGACACGUCAGGGGUGUUACUUAGGCCAGGUCAGGGAGUGUGCUGCUGUAGAAGCUUUGGCGGGCAGCCCGUCCUAGUCGUGCGUUGCUCAGGACGUGGAGAGUCGUACAGCAGCACUGACACAGAACUCUUGGUCUGCAUGUCGAGCACUGGCACGUCAGACAAAACAGUUGCAAAGCACGGGCACCGCGGCCCCAUGCGGCUGCCCGCCUGAACACUGCCCGAUGAGCUGAUCCGGCUAGCUCGUCAACAGGGCGGGUGUUUGAGUGGUCCGCGGUCAGGAGCGAUUGAUCGCUGCCGCACGAAAGGCGCUGCAAGCAGGCUGCAAGAGUGAUUUAUUGCGUCGGACCAGUGCUAGAUGUUUCCCUUGCACUCCGUAUGUCGCGGAGAACGAGGCUUGACGGGGUGCCCUGACGGACUUCGAACGGGGCGUUCAUUGGUCCAGCCCACUUCUGCCGUGCUUUCGGGGGCCGCCGCUUCCGCUUUCCAAGCUGGAACGUGCUAGCACUUUGUUAUGUGAUACCGAGAAGACCAAGGGGGGCUAGUUGCAUACGUGAAGGAGGCAUGUAGAUGUAGCAAGGUCUAGGCCACUGUCCAGGUGAGGGCGUGUGGUGUGGAGCCCCUGAGCGGUGCUGGGUCUUGGUGGCCUCGCCAGCGUUCAAUGCAACAGGACACUCAACGGAUUGGACAUGGAACGUGUAUGGGGGGGUGGUUUGGAGGGCCGCAUGGCUGGGCGCGGAUUCCUGCAGCAGGGCCGUAUGCCCGGGCUUAUGAGCACGCUCAACCUGGACCUUAAACAGCUCCGUUGGAACUUGAAAGGAAAUGAUGC
Chlamydomonas reinhardtii is the source of this 7686-nucleotide messenger RNA. RefSeq lists its product as uncharacterized. Gene Ontology annotation, molecular function: phosphorelay sensor kinase activity; histidine phosphotransfer kinase activity. The record is from RefSeq and is a predicted model, not a curated record. The transcript has 17 exons. Gene Ontology annotation, biological process: protein autophosphorylation; phosphorelay signal transduction system. Bases 314 to 6361 code for a protein of 2015 amino acids. NCBI's taxonomy places the organism in Eukaryota, Viridiplantae, Chlorophyta, Chlorophyceae, Chlamydomonadales, Chlamydomonadaceae.